UUUUUAGAUUCAUUUACAGAAGAUGAGAACAAAGAAGUACAAGGUCUUUUCGAAGCCUAUAGAAGGGAUGUCCGAGGAGAAAGUGGCAUCCUUUCAAAAAUCUUGAACCCGAACACAAACUUGGGUUUUGAGAAGGGCUACAACUAUGCACAUUUAGACCAGGUUUCUGCGUGGAUUGUGAAGAAGUAUGUUUCUAGAGUUGAAGUCGCAAUGCCUUGGGAAAAAUGGGAUACAACAUCAAAGGUUAUUAAGGAUGGACACUACAUGAUUUUGGAGAACCAGAUCUCUAUCCUAAAAGCCUUGUUUUCCAAGUACACAGAUUUCAGUAUUGGAUCAAGACUUGGUACAAAGGCAACGAUGUUAUUCGUAAUGACAGUAUGUGAAGCCAUACACAACAUGUGCAACACUAAGGUCAUGGACAUAACUACAAGUCUACUUUUGACUUGGUUUCACUCCUUUGCUGUUGCUCAAUAUGCAAACUUCGAAAUUCUUUUUGUCACUGAUCAUUUGACAAAACUGGUGCGUGCUCAUGUUGGUUUCCAAGUUGGUCAUGAUGUUCUUGUAGACCUUAACCUUGCCGAAUACAUUGCCCAGAUCACAAAGCAACACGAGGGCAUAGAUUCUAAAGAUAUUGCCAUCAUUGAAGAAGAUGAAGAAAGCGUAGAUUCUGAAGAACUCACCAUUAUUGAAGAAGACGAAGAAAUUGUAGAUUCUAAAGAACUCGCCAUUAUUGAAGAAGAUAAAGAAACGGUAGAUUCUGAAGAGCUCGCCAUUAUUGAAGAUAAAGAAACUCAUUAUCUCAGGGAGAAGGUAGAUUCUAUGCAACUAACCAUUAUCAAACUGGAUGAAGCUAUUAAAGAUCUUGAAAAGAAGAAACAAGCACUUUUGAAGAAACGCGAGGAUUGGUGCAUAAGAAAGGAGUGCUUGAUUGAUGCUUUAGAACUCAAGGGACAGAUGGCAGGCACAAGCUUGUUGUGAUGUGCAACAAAGGGUCUACUAUUACUAGCAACUACAUUAUUGCAGUAGUUUUGUGGUCCGUGGUUUUUAUGUUGAUUUUGACCAUGUCAUUUGAUAGGAAUUAUUGAUGUAUUUGGAGAUAAUGCUAGUUGUGAGAGGUGAGCGCCUGUUUUCCCCUCGUUAAUAACCAGUGCCUAUUUAUAACAGUUGCGGUCUAUUCA
This is a messenger RNA of Camellia sinensis, 1178 nucleotides long. The record is from RefSeq and is a predicted model, not a curated record. Lineage: Eukaryota; Viridiplantae; Streptophyta; Magnoliopsida; Ericales; Theaceae.